AUGCCUCUCUAUAUGAUAGAUGAAGAGCUUCGCCGGUUUCCGCUCUGGUCUCUCUUGCUGGGUAGACUCGAUGUCGAGUUAAUGACCCGCGGUCGUCGAGUGGCUAUUCUUCCUGUAUGUUUCCUAGCAGCUUACUUUGAGUUUUGGAAUAGAGACAGAGACGCAAUGCUGGGCGAGGAGGGCGAAUUUGACCUCUCGGAGACGGACGUCAACCCCGUCAACCAGAGCCAGGGGGCCCGCCUCCUCGAGGACCUCAAGGACCUCCGGGGCCUCCGGGGCCUCCAGGGCCUCCAAGACCCUCAGUAG
Molecule: messenger RNA, 306 nt
Organism: Aspergillus brunneoviolaceus CBS 621.78
Lineage: Eukaryota; Fungi; Ascomycota; Eurotiomycetes; Eurotiales; Aspergillaceae
Exons: 3
Coding region: 1-306 (101 amino acids)
Source: RefSeq, a predicted model, not a curated record